AUGGGCAACUGCUGCCCGGGCUCCGGGGAUGCGGAGCCCGCCCUCGCCGCCGCCGACCCCUCCACCCGCCUCCGCGCCGGCGCCGCGUCCCUCAAGGCCGGCGCGUCGCCCGCCUCCGCUCCGGCCCCCAAAAAGCCGCCGGCGCCCAUCGGCCCCGUCUUGGGCCGGCCGAUGGAGGACGUGAAGAGCAUCUACACCUUGGGCAAGGAGCUCGGCCGGGGCCAGUUCGGCGUGACCAGCCUAUGCACGCACAAGGCCACCGGGGAGCGGUUCGCGUGCAAGACCAUCGCCAAGCGGAAGCUGUCCACCAAGGAGGACGUGGAGGACGUGCGGCGGGAGGUGCAGAUCAUGUACCACCUCGCCGGCCAGCCCAACAUCGUCGAGCUCAAGGGCGCCUACGAGGACAAGCAGUCCGUGCACCUUGUCAUGGAGCUCUGCGCCGGAGGGGAGCUCUUCGACCGGAUCAUCGCCAAGGGGAAGUACACCGAGCGCGCCGCCGCCGCGCUGCUCCGCACCAUCGUCGAGAUCGUGCACACUUGCCACUCCCUUGGCGUCAUCCACCGCGACCUAAAGCCCGAGAACUUCCUCCUCCUGAGCAAGGACGAACACGCGCCUCUCAAAGCCACCGACUUCGGCCUAUCCGUCUUCUUCAAGCAAGGGGAGGUGUUCAAGGACAUCGUCGGCAGUGCGUACUACAUCGCGCCGGAGGUGCUCAAGCGGAGCUACGGCCCCGAGGCCGACAUCUGGAGCGUCGGCGUGAUCUUCUACAUCCUCCUCUGCGGAGUUCCUCCGUUCUGGGCCGAAUCCGAGCACGGCAUCUUCAACUCCAUCCUGAGGGGGCAGGUCGACUUCUCCAGCGACCCGUGGCCGCGCAUUUCGUCCGGCGCCAAGGACCUCGUCAGGAAGAUGCUCACCGCUGACCCCAAGAAGAGGAUCUCUGCCUAUGACGUCCUCAAUCAUCCCUGGAUCAAGGAAGACGGAGAAGCACCCGACACGCCACUGGACAACGCUGUCAUGAGCAGGCUCAAGCAGUUCAGGGCUAUGAAUCAGUUCAAGAAAGCCGCGCUGAGGGUCAUCGCCGGAUGCCUGUCGGAGGAAGAGAUCAGAGGUCUCAAGGAGAUGUUCAAGAGCAUGGACGCCGACAACAGCGGCACGAUCACCGUCGACGAGCUGCGGCGAGGGCUGGCCAAGCAGGGCACCAAGCUCACCGAGGCUGAAGUGGAGCAGCUAAUGGAGGCCGCCGACGCAGACGGGAACGGGACGAUCGACUACGGGGAGUUUAUCACCGCGACGAUGCACAUGAACCGGAUGGACAGGGAGGAGCACCUCUACACCGCGUUCCAGUACUUCGACAAGGACAACAGCGGAUGCAUUUCCAAGGAUGAGCUGGAGCAAGCGCUCCGGGAGAAGGGGCUCCUCGACGGCAGGGACAUCAAGGAGAUCAUCGCGGAGGUCGACGCCGACAACGACGGGAGGAUUGACUACAGCGAGUUCGUGACGAUGAUGAGGAAAGGGAACCCCGAGCAGAACCCCAAGAAGCGGCGCGACGUCGUGCUGUAGGAGAGAAGCAGCGAGCAGGCGGCUUGUCUCUCUCUACCGAUCGAUCAGUUUCGGCAUCGAAGGGUUGACGGCACGAUGGACCGUACACUUCAGCAGAACGAGAAAUGCUGCUCCAUGG
This is a messenger RNA of Phragmites australis (common reed), 1678 nucleotides long. Its product is annotated as calcium-dependent protein kinase 2. The record is from RefSeq and is a predicted model, not a curated record. Gene Ontology annotation, biological process: intracellular signal transduction; protein autophosphorylation; peptidyl-serine phosphorylation. The transcript is spliced from 7 exons. Gene Ontology annotation, molecular function: calcium/calmodulin-dependent protein kinase activity; calmodulin binding; ATP binding. Gene Ontology annotation, cellular component: cytoplasm; nucleus. NCBI's taxonomy places the organism in Eukaryota, Viridiplantae, Streptophyta, Magnoliopsida, Poales, Poaceae. The coding region runs from base 1 to 1560 and encodes 519 amino acids.